GCCCAGCUGUUUCCAUGAUUCUUGGUGAACAUUUCUAUGUGUAACACUUGUUGUAAACUCCUCGGUGUUGUGUAGUGAGUCGCUCCACGGUAGAACCGGUUCGUCCUGCAGGAGUCCAACCGAACCGCAGCGGAACCAACCCGGACAUUAACCUCGGUGGACCGGGUCACCAGGAUGCUGCAGAGGGUGGCGGUGGUGGGGGCGGGGGCAGCCGGACUCUGUGCGGCCCGGCAUGUUCUGGCCCGGCCCGGCUUUGCCCCCCCGGUGGUGUUUGAGCUCAGCGGGAAUGUGGGCGGAACCUGGUGCUACGAAGAGCGGGUCGGGUCGUACCCCAACGGGCGGCCGGUGCUGAGCAGCAUGUACCGGGACCUCAGAACCAACCUGCCUAAAGAGGUGAUGAUGUUCCCCGACUUCCCCUUCGAGCCGCAGCUGAGCAGCUUCCUGCCCCAUCAGGAGGUCCAGCGGUACCUGGAGCGGUACUGUGACAACUUCGGGAUCCGGCCUCACAUCCGGUUCAACUCGGCGGUGGAAAACAUCACGCCCGUUACCAUGACGACAGACAGCGAGGGGAGGAAGCUCACCUGGGAAGUGACAUCAGCGGAUUCAUCGGGCUGCCUGAGAACCGAGGCGUUUGACGCCGUGUUCAUCUGCUCAGGGCAUUACUCUGACCCUCACAUCCCGCAGAUCCCAGGGAUCCAGAACUUUAAAGGAAAGGUUCUGCACAGCCACUCCUACCGCUGCCCUGAGCCGUUCUCGGGUCAGACGGUGGUGGUUCUGGGAGCUAAAGCUUCUGGACUGGACAUUUCCAUAGAACUGGUCAAAACCGGAGCCAAGGUCAUCCUGUGUCACCGCUACGCUCCACUGGCCGUUCCUCUUCCUGCUGGGAUUCAGGAGUCCAGCUCUGUGGUGGCGGUGGACGAGAACGGCAGCAUUCGCCUUCAGGACGGCUCGCAGUGCCGGGCUGACGUCCUGAUGUUCUGCACCGGCUACAACUUCAGCUACCCCUUCCUGGACUCUGCCCGGCUGGGUCUGGAGAUCCAGGACCAUGUGGUGUCCCCGCUGUACCGCUACAUCCUGCCUCCUGCCUUUCCCUCGCUCUUCUUCAUCGGCAUCUGCAAGAUCAUCUGCCCCUUCCCCAACUUCAACUGCCAGGUCCAGUUCGCCUUGGCCGUGUUGGACGGGUCCGUCACCCUGCCGCCUCGGGAGCAGAUGGAGGAAGAGGUGCAGAGGGAGCAGCAGACCAAGCUGGGGCGCGGCGUCCAGCAGAACCACCUGCUGAAGAUGGACCAGGAUCAGUGGGAAUACUGCGACGCGCUGGCCGAUGCCGCCGGCUUCCCGCCGCUCCCGCCGGUGGUCCGGAGCCUGUAUGAGGAGGUGUGGCAGCAGAGACGGGUCCACCCCGAAAACUACAGAGGAUUGAACUACAGGAUGGUUAGCGCCACCCAGUGGGAGCGGAUCAACUGAGGACGGUUCAGGAAAGAACCGGGACAGAUCCACUCUGUAGGACGUUCCUCUGAGAAGGUCCAGCUCGUCCUCCUUAUGUUCUCCAUCCUGCCUUUUCUCAGUGUGGUCGUACUCUGGCUCCACCUACUGCUCAUAGAGAAGAACUACACCCUGAACUACCUCUAUUAAUUGAAUUAAUUAAUUCACUGCAUUUCUUCUUUGUCUCAUGGUUUCCACCAUGUGUUGCACUUUAAAGGCUGAUUAUCUUCACAGAUAAUUAUUUUAGAUCUAACAUUAAGUUUUACAUCAUUAAAAAAUGAAAUUAUUUCCAUCCAUUUGUUCCCAGAGGCUUCAGCUUCUGAUCUAAAUGUUUACUUUGAUGUUCUGUUUAAUUUGAAUAAAGACUUUUG
Molecule: messenger RNA, 1853 nt
Organism: Cyprinodon variegatus (sheepshead minnow)
Lineage: Eukaryota; Metazoa; Chordata; Actinopteri; Cyprinodontiformes; Cyprinodontidae
Product: flavin-containing monooxygenase FMO GS-OX-like 4
Exons: 9
Coding region: 175-1464 (429 amino acids)
Molecular function (GO): flavin adenine dinucleotide binding; NADP binding; N,N-dimethylaniline monooxygenase activity
Source: RefSeq, a predicted model, not a curated record